This is a messenger RNA of Quercus lobata, 1608 nucleotides long. Its product is annotated as lysine histidine transporter-like 6. The transcript is spliced from 8 exons. The coding region runs from base 280 to 1593 and encodes 437 amino acids. Lineage: Eukaryota; Viridiplantae; Streptophyta; Magnoliopsida; Fagales; Fagaceae. The record is from RefSeq and is a predicted model, not a curated record.
UUUUCAACCAAAACUAUUACUUUAUCCAUCGUUAUGGCUCUCUCAUUUGAUUAUAGCCUUAAAAAGCACGUUCCACCUGAGGAAGCAGCGAAAACAAAUACUAAAAAUUAAAGUGGGACUAAUCAAUGUAAAAUACCCAUUUUUCACUUUAUUCACUCGCCCGUACACUUUGAGUCACCAACCACAGCCACUACACAUACAUUAUACAUGACGACCAUCAAGGAAUUACUCACAUAUUGGAGGGAGGGGUCUGUCUGAGUCCUUGCUUUGGCUGCAAAAAUGGUUUCAACUUCUCCUACUAAGCAGGAAGUUGCUAAUUCAGACGGCAAAUGGAUAGAGGAGGACACCUCACGCCGUGCCAAAUGGUGGUACUCAACUUUUCACAUUGUCACAGCUAUGAUAGGUGCAGGAGUACUCAGCCUGCCUUAUGCUAUGGCCUACUUAAGAUGGGGUCCAGGGACACUGGUUUUGGCAAUAUUAUGGUGCAUGACCUUGAACACAAUGUGGCAGAUGAUACAACUCCAUGAAUGUGUUCCAGGUACUCGUUUUGAUCGAUACAUUGACCUCGGUCGACAUGCCUUUGGGCCAAAACUCGGACCUUGGAUUGUGCUUCCCCAGCAACUUAUUGUCCAGGUUGGGUGUGACACAGUGUAUAUGGUCACUGGGGGAAAGUGCCUCAAGAAAUUUAUGGAGAUGGCCUGCACCAAUUGCGCACAGCUCAAACAAUCUUACUGGAUUUUAAUCUUUGGAGGCAUCCAUUUCUUCUUGUCUCAGCUACCCAACUUUAAUUCUGUUGCUGGUGUUUCGCUAGCAGCAGCAGUCAUGUCACUAAGUUAUUCAACUAUAGCCUGGGUGGGUUGCUUGGCUAGAGGUCAGAUAGAUAAUGUGAGCUAUGCUUACAAAAAAACUAGCUCAGCUGAUUACAUGUUUCGUGUCUUCAAUGCAUUGGGACAAAUCUCUUCUGCAUUUGCUGGGCAUGCUGUGGCCCUUGAAAUUCAGGCCACAAUUCCAUCAACUCCUGAGAGGCCUUCAAAGGAACCCAUGUGGAAAGGUGCACUUGGAGCCUAUUUUAUCAAUGCAAUAUGCUACUUCCCGGUGGCCCUUAUUGGAUACUGGGCAUUUGGGCAAGAUGUUGAUGACAAUGUGCUAAUGAAUCUCAAGAAACCUGCGUGGCUCAUUGCCUCUGCUAACCUAAUGGUGGUCAUCCAUGUCAUAGGCAGCUACCAGGUCUAUGCCAUGCCUGUAUUUGCCUUGCUGGAGAGGAUGAUGGUGAAAAAGAUGAACUUCCCACCAGGAAUUGCGCUCAGACUCAUCGCUAGAUCUUCUUAUGUAGCAUUUACAUUAUUCGUUGGAGUCACCUUCCCUUUCUUUGGGGAUCUUCUUGGUUUCUUUGGCGGAUUUGGAUUUGCUCCCACUUCAUAUUUUCUCCCCAGUAUUAUGUGGCUAGUGAUCAAGAAGCCAAAAAGAUUUAGUGCCAAAUGGAUCAUCAACUGGAGUUGCAUAUUCGUUGGAGUUUUUAUUAUGUUGGCAUCCACAAUUGGCGGCUUCCGGAAUAUUAUUGCUGAUGCAUCCACGUAUAGCUUCUACGCAUAAAUUAUGGUGAUUUUA